Molecule: messenger RNA, 3252 nt
Organism: Yamadazyma jaroonii
Lineage: Eukaryota; Fungi; Ascomycota; Pichiomycetes; Serinales; Debaryomycetaceae
Source: the annotation of a GenBank genome assembly
AUGAUUGCAAUCAAUUAUUUGGUAUUGUUGUUAUCAACAUUUUCUUUCGUUUUUUCAAAUGAAUGUUUCGACCAAUCAUUGCAAGAAAUCUUAGGUGAUACUCCUUCAGCUCCUGUUGAAUCAGGAAUUGAAGUUGUUUUUGUUUACGCCGAGAAAUUGGUUAAGAUUGUAGAAGGUGUAGAUGAAAGCUAUGCUAGUUCAAUUGCUGGUGCUGCUAGUUCAAUUGCUGGUGCCGCUAGUUCAGCUGGUGCUGCCAAUGGGUUAUCUGCUUCAACUACUUUAGCUGUUAAACCUUCAAGUUGUCAAACAACUGAAACCCCUGAUGUUACUAAAUUGUGUACCAGAUGUUCAGUUGCUACUAUUGUAAGAACUGAUAAGACCGUGAAAACCGUCCUUUAUUCAGCUUCGUCAACUCAGCCUUGUUCUCAAUCUGAUCAAACCUUACUGUCUUUAACAAGUAAAAGAAAUCCUGUUACUAGUCAAAGUGCUGUCAGUUCUAGUGCUACCUAUUCUGCCACUACCUUGACCGAUGUCAGUUCAAAUUCUGGAGUUAUCGCUUCAAUUUCAAGUUAUUUACUUGGUAGUUCAACAAAAGUUUCAACCAGUGUCAGUGGUUCCAGUUCAGCCUCAAGAUCUAGCUCAGCUUCCAGUGGGCCAGCUUCAAGUGACCCAGCUUCAAGUGACCCAAGUUUGAUUACAAGCUCAGCCUCAAGCUCAGUUGGUGUUUCAAGUUCUGCUGAAAGUAGUUCAGAUCCAAGUAGUUCAGAAAUCAUCAGUUCCAGUUUUGGUUACUUCAACAGUUCAAGUUCAAUUGAAGAAUCCUCAAGUGUUGAAUCUUCAUCAGUAUCCAGUGUUGAAAUUAGUGAAUCUAGCAGUGAAUCAAGUUCUGAAUCAAGCUCUGAAUCAAGUUCUGAAUCAAGCUCUGAAUCAAGUUCAAGCUCAUUAGAAUCCAGUGAAUCAGAUUCAAGCUCAUUAGAAUCUUCAAGUGAACUCCCUUCAAGUUCAAGUGAAUCAAGUGACGUUGCCUCCAGUUCCACUGAAACUGUCUUCAUCACUGCCAGAUCUUUAGGUGUUGACCCAAACAAUUACAUCAAUGAAAUUUUUGUCCCAGUCUCCGACGACGAACCUCCAGCACAAUUUUCUCGUGUUGCCAGUUCUUUCAGUUUGAAAUCAGGUAUUGCACCCCAACAGGUUUAUGAAACUAACAAGUUCUACACAAAUUUCCUUACUGGUACUCAAACAGAUAUGGUUUGGACUUACCCUUACGGAAUUGCUUUCGAUAAAACUUAUUACGGUUUAUCAAUCCAACACACCGAUCCUUCAACUAGAGUCUUUGGUACUCAAAAUACUAAUAACCCAGAUACCUCAUCCUAUGUAUACAAUCAAAUCCAUACUAAUGAAAUUAUCUUUUCAGCUACCAGUUUUGAUUCUAAUAUUCAAUUAUCAGUAGACAACAUGUUGGAUAUGUCAGCCAACCUUAUACUCAGUGUUCCAGAAAUCAUUCCAAUCAAAAGAGAUUUAUCAUACAUGGAAGUUCCUAUUGUUCAAGGUAUGGGAUUUGUCACUGCUAUCUAUCAUGGUGGUUUGACCCCACAAUUCAAAUCAGCUCAUCAAAUUACCGGUGUGGUUUCUGAAACCGUCAAUUCAAUUUAUAGACUCAGAGUUACUUUGAAUACUGGUUUUGAAUAUCUUAUCUUCCUUACUGCUCCUGACUCCCUGGAUUUAUCUGAUUUAUCAUGGGAAAUCAAUGGUGAUAAUAAUGUAAUUACACUCGAUAGAAGUAUUGAUGGAUUGGUUGUUCAAGCAAGUUUAGCUCCUUCAGAUUCUUCAAUGGAUGUUUAUCUUGAACAAGCAUCAGGUUGUUAUCCUAUUGGAGCUGUCAUGAGUGCUUCAGCUAUUCAAAGUGGUAGACUCGUCAAAUAUGGUUGGGAUUAUGAAAAUCAAGGAAGUUCAAUCUCCAUGGCUCCUCUUAUUUACUUAUUACCUCACCAUGUUCAAAACUUAGUUUCUGGAAGUGCCCUUCCUUUCACUAUGCCUUCAACCGUCAAAGGAGAAAUGGUCCCAUUUAUUACCAAUUCAGUUAGAAUGUAUCAAUACUUAGAUACUAACAUCAAUUUCUUACCAUUCGGUUUCAAGUAUACCUUGAAACAAUAUAACCAAAUUAUUUCAGUAUUCAAUGAUGAAAUCAACGUAGACAUUGCUGCCACUGUUGCUAGUUAUUCAUCCAAUUAUUUUGCUGGUAAAGCUUUAGAUAAAUAUGCUUACUUAUUAUUGGUUGCCAGUGAAGUCAUUCAAGAUGAUGAAGUUGCCAGUAAUGUUUUAGAAUCAAUGAAAGAAGCCAUUGCUCCAUAUGUUCUGAAUACUCAAGCUAUUCCAUUCAUUUAUGAUACUAAAUUAGGAGGAAUCACUUCUAGUGUUGAAGAAGAUGGUCAAUCCCAAAAUGAAUACGGUAGUGCUUGGUACAAUGAUCACCAUUACCAUUAUGGAUACUUUGUCCACGCUGCUGCUGUUAUUGGGUAUGUUGAUCAACGUUUAGGAGGAACUUGGGCUCAAGAUAAUAAAGCUUGGGUUGAAUCAUUAAUUAGAGAUGUUUCGAAUCCUUCAAGUCUUGAUACCAAAUUCCCAGUUUCCCGUAUGUUCGAUUGGUACCAUGGUCAUUCAUGGGCUUCAGGAUUAUAUGCCAGUGGUGAUGGUAAGAAUGAAGAAAGUACUAGUGAAGAUUAUAAUUAUGCUUAUGCCAUCAAAUUAUGGGGUAAAGUCAUUGGUAAACCAGCUUUAGAAUCCUUAGGUGGAUUAAUGAUUGGUGUUAGUAGUCAAUCCAUGAAUAAUUACUUCUUAUACACAGAAGGUAAUGCUAAUGUUCCAGGAAAUAUGGCUAACAACAAGGUGAGUGGUAUUUUAUUUGAUAAUAAAAUCGAUUAUACUACUUAUUUCGGUGCUCCAGAUACUCAUCCUGAAUAUGUUCACGGUAUUCAUAUGUUACCAAUCACCCCAGCUUCAAGUUUGGUAAGACGUUCAAAUUUCGUUUCACAAGAAUGGCAAGAUCAAGUAUCAACUUUCAUCGAUAAUGUUGAUGAUGGAUGGAAAGGGAUCUUGAGAUUAAAUCAAGCUCUUUUCGACCCUCAAUCUUCAUUUGAUUUCUUUAGUUCAUCAAAUUUCAACUAUAACCAUUUAGACAGUGGACAAAGUAGAUCAUGGGCUUUAGCUUAUUCUGGAGGUAUGUUGAAUAACUUUGUGCAGUAUUUUAAAUAG